Messenger RNA from Ambispora gerdemannii, 1005 nucleotides. The record is from the annotation of a GenBank genome assembly. NCBI's taxonomy places the organism in Eukaryota, Fungi, Glomeromycota, Glomeromycetes, Archaeosporales, Ambisporaceae.
AUGAAAGUUAAAAAUGAAAAACAAAAAUUUAAAGAAUUCUUAAAAAAAGUAGAAGACCCUAAUUAUAACCGAGAAGUCAAUCGUAGUUUGCCGGAAAAUCCAACUUCUUUACAAGUGGCUAAAUAUAAACUUUGUAAAAAAAUCCUUGGUUAUAAAUUAGAUAAUAAACUAACCCGCGAGCAGGUGGCCGACAAAAUGGGAUUAAGCAAAGCCGAAACCGAGGAUAUUUUAUUCUGUGAGAUUGAAAAGUUUACUUUGGAUAGGCUAAUGACUUAUGCCAGCCAAUUGUUUGCUCCUUUUCAGAUAGAAAAACAAAGUUCAGCGAUAAGCAAAAAAAGAGAUUUAACUCCAAAAAUUAUUGCUUGCUUAUCACAAAAAGGCGGAGGCGGAAAAUCAACUUUGGCUCGUUGUUUAGCCGUGGAACUUACCAAACAAAAAUUUAAUGGAAUAAGACCGCUUAUCAAUUGUCAAUCUCUCCCUUUUUUUGAUGAAAAAUUAACCAAAAGCCAGUAUGAUUAUCUAAUAAUUGAUGGACCAGCCAAAAUAAGUAAAGAAAGCUUGUUAAUUGCCAAGCAAGCCAAUUUAAUAAUUCAACCGGUUCGUCCUUCUUUGGAUGACCUAAACCCAGCCAUUAGAGAAUUUAAUGGCUUAUUUAAGGCAGGAAUUCCUAAAAAUAAACUAAGUUUCGUAAUCAAUGCCGCUGGUUCUCCUGCCAUGGAAAAAGCUACCCGUGAUUAUUUAGCCCCUGCCGGAUAUUAUGUUUUCCCACUGGCGUUAGAGGAAAAAGUUUCUUACCAAGAAGCCCAAAAUCAAGGAUUAAGUAUUGGCGAAGUAAAAUAUAAAAGAUUACAAGAGCAGGAAUACCAGCAAGAAACCACUUAUUCAAUAGCUCGUAACUUAAAGGAAUUAGAUCAUUAUCCUACUUACUGUGCUGAUUGUAUUAUGGUAGAAAAAGAAACCGAGAAAAAAACCACACCAGAAACGAAAAAGAUCAAAAAAAAUUGA